Molecule: messenger RNA, 2758 nt
Organism: Varanus komodoensis (Komodo dragon)
Lineage: Eukaryota; Metazoa; Chordata; Lepidosauria; Squamata; Varanidae
Product: tripartite motif-containing protein 10-like
Exons: 8
Coding region: 211-1635 (474 amino acids)
Molecular function (GO): zinc ion binding; protein binding
Source: RefSeq, a predicted model, not a curated record
GAAGCCGCAAGGUUUCCACUUUCGGUUCCGUUUUCUAGUAUCUGAGCGAGCAGCGGCCGCUUUCUCGUCCUUGCCUGAGCUCGGCUUCUACGGACCGUCAACCGGGAAGAGUCGCGCCCGCUCCGACGGCUGUUGUCUGGGAUCAAUCCUGGUUACUUUACCCGAGCUGUCAAGGAAACAGGAAGAGAAGCUGCAGAGACUCGGACUGCCAUGGCUUCAGCCUCCACCUGCACAGAGGUAGAACAGGAAGCCCAGUGCCCCAUUUGCUGGGAAUAUUUGAGAGAACCCGUGACCUUGGACUGUGGUCACAACUUCUGUCGAAAGUGCAUCUCCUUCUACUCUGAAAUAUGUGAAGAAAUAAAGGACUUGGAGUGUCCCCUUUGCAGCAUUCAAAUUCGGAAAGAACCUUUCCGGUCAAACUGGCAGCUGAGAAAUUUAAUAGAAGCAAUUAAACGGCUACUGAAUCCAAGGAAGGAGGAUGUGUGUGCAGAACACAAGAAAAAGCUCCAGUUAUUUUGCAAAGAAGAUGAAGAAUUGGUGUGUUCGGUUUGUAGGUGCAGCCGAGAGCACAGAACACACACGGUAGUAACCUUGGAGAAGGUAUCUCAGGGAUACAAAGAUCAAAUUUCUGGCUGCCUGAAACUUCUGAAAGAUAAAAAAGCAGCAUUAUCACUGUCCAUCUCAAAUACAGAAAAGAAGAGUCAAGACCUGCUUAAUCAAGUAAAAGCAGAGAAGCAAAAGACAGCAGCUCAUUUCCGGGAAUUGCAUCAAUUCCUGGAGACAGAAGAAUACUUUCUGCUGGCCCAGAUUCAAGAGAUGGAGAAAGAGAUUGUAAGGAAUAAGGAAAGCCAUGUAGCCAGACUCUCCGAGGAGCUUUCUUCUCUGGAUACCCCCAUGAAGGAGCUGGAGGAAAAGUGUCAGCAGGUGCCAAGCAAGCUUCUGCAGGAUAUUAAAGGCACCUUAAAAAGGUGUCAUAUGGAGAAGCAGGAACACCCCGAGGCUUUUCCUUCUGCAACUAAGUGGCGGAUCUCGAACCUCUGUGAUAUAAAUUACUUUCUGGAAGGUGCCACUAAUGCAUUUAAAGACACUGUGAGAUCUGGAUAUCAUCUGCAGAAAGAGAGCGUGAUCCUGGAUCAAAACACGGCUCAUGCCAAGCUCAUUCUGUCCAACGAUAAGAAGAGCGUGUGGGUUGCAGAUGGUCCUCAAGUCCUGCCUGAAAAGCUUUCGCAGUUUGAUCACUGGCAGUGCGUCCUGGGGACUAAGGGCUUCGUCUCUGGCAGGCACUUCUGGGAGAUCCUUGUAGAAAAUCAGGAGAAAUGGUCCAUUGGGGUGGCGCAAGGCUCCGUGCCCAGGAAAGGCAGAUUUCCCUUGGGCCCUGUAGAAGGAAUCUGGGCCGUGGGGAAAUGGGACAGGCAGUACUGGGCUCUGGAUUGUCCUGGCCGCCUUCGCCUUUCCCCAGAGAGAGACCUGAAGCGGAUCCGUGUGACCCUGAACUACCUUGGGGGCCGGGUGGCGUUUUUUGAUGCUGACACAGAAGAACUGCUCUUUGCUUUCUCCUCCGCCUUGUUCUAUGAGGAAAAACUUUAUCCCUUCAUUUGGGUGUGGGGCACAUCCUAUCUCAGACUCUGCUCUUGAGACUAAGGCCUAAAACGGGCCUCAGCCACCAGCCGAAGGGGCAGCCUGCACUUCCGUCCUUCAGUACUGACUUUUCCAGCCUCCCUCCAUGAUGAUUAUUCACUGCUCUUUAUUGCAUCUGCGUUUGCAGCCCAAUAGCCAACGCCUUCUGCGGUUUAAGCAGUUCUCUGCCCAGUGUGCAGGUACACCCUGCUUGUGUACCUCCUGUACACAUCUGUCGGGAGGCAGAUGGCCGCAGUUUGGCCGGGAUGCUUACUGCACCAAAGUAGAGGGGAGAGAAGGACCCAAAAUGCCGGUACACGUACUGGCUGCUCAUACUCCACCUGUGCCCUCCUUCAGCAGAGUGGGAAAGAUGGUGGACACUGGUGGGGGAAGCCCUGGGAGGCUCCCCCAUCUCACUGCAGAGCUUUCUCGGGGACAGAUUUGGUCCGGCCACCAGACCGAUCGCUCCCCCACUGCAGGCACACGUGUGCAAACUUAGCACAAGUUGCAGGGCCUUCACAACAAUGCAUGAAUGAGAAGACACUAAAAGGUCCUUCAGCUCCCAGUAUUCCCCAGCCAGCCGUUGUGACCUCUGGGUUCAACCUGAUGCCUGUUCUGACAGAUGGUGCCUUUAGAACGUUGCAGCCAGACUUGCACACAGGUCGGCAGGAUAGACCAGAAAUGCGUGUGCAUUUCCCAGCUGGCCUCCAGCUCAUUUCUCAGGUCCAUUUCAGGUGCUCUCUUUGGCCAGUAAAGCCCCACACAGCUCAGGGAUGGCAUAUUUCAAGCUUUCCCCCACUACUGUGAGCUUGUCUGCAGUCUGUGCUCCAUUUUUGUAGCCCACUUUUGUGAGCCGAAGUCCAGGGCAAAGCUGGGGCACCCUGCAACGGAAGAGCCUCUCAAGAGAAGUUACUCUUGGACUACUGGAGCCAAAGACUCUGUCAAGCCUCUGACGAGAGGUACUUUUGUCUGCUGUUUUUAAUAUUCCAUUCUUUACUGCCAUGUACUAUUUCUACUAUUUAUAAUAUACUAUUUGUAUUGUUUUAUCGGUUAGCUUUAUUAGGGAUUAUAUUGUUGUGGUUUAUAAAAUAAUAAUUUUAAAACAAUAAAAUAAAUUAAUAAACCAUCAUAUCUGUAGAAA